Strongylus vulgaris is the source of this 117-nucleotide messenger RNA. The record is from the annotation of a GenBank genome assembly. Lineage: Eukaryota; Metazoa; Nematoda; Chromadorea; Rhabditida; Strongylidae.
AUGGGAGGAAUCUGGGAUGCGCUUUCCAGAGCCCUUGCCGCUGCUCGUGAACGACGCGCAGCUGGCCAUGCGACCGAAAAUGGAACGAUUGCGAGUGGCGAGAAGAAGGAGCAGUAA